Arachis duranensis is the source of this 783-nucleotide messenger RNA. RefSeq lists its product as uncharacterized. Bases 1 to 783 code for a protein of 260 amino acids. NCBI's taxonomy places the organism in Eukaryota, Viridiplantae, Streptophyta, Magnoliopsida, Fabales, Fabaceae. The transcript is spliced from 5 exons. The record is from RefSeq and is a predicted model, not a curated record.
AUGGUGACAUCUAUAGAAUGGACAAGCUCAGCUUACUCUAAAGAAGCCAAAGCAAAAAAGUUUGUGGAUCAAGUCUUAGAUUCUAAAUUUUGGAAUCAAUGCACUGAUAUUGUUAAGCUUACUGAGCCACUUGUUCGUGUAUUGCGUAUUGUGGAUGAAGAUAGUGCUGCAAUGGAAUUUGAAAAGCACAAGCAAACAGCUUCUGGCUUACUAGAUGUCAUUGAGAGAUAUGCUUAUGGUGAUGCAGAUUUGAAUUCUAAAUUGACAAGUGAGAUGAGAAUCUUUAAGAAUGCUGAAGGAGACUUUGGGAUACAGUCUGUAAUACAUGAGCGAAGCACAGUGAUGCCUGGUUGUGAGCGUAAUUGGAGCAUUUUUGAACACAUUUACUCAAAGAAAAGGAAUCGGUUAGAGCAUCAAAAGCUUAAUGAUCUUGUUUAUGUUCAUUACAAUUUAAGACAACAACAAAUGAACCGAAUGAGAAAGCAAAGUUAUGAUCCAAUUUGUCUUGAUGCAUUUGAGGAUCAUUCAGAAUGGAUAAUGGAAGAUUCACCACGAUUCUUAACUCCUAAAAAAGUUGAUGCUUUACGGAAUGAUCUUGCAAAUAUGUCUCUUCAAUCAGCUUUAGAUGACUUGGAUCAAUUGAAUCUGGAAGACGAUGGAGAUGAUGAUGAAGCUAAUAAUAAUUCUGUAAAAAAUACAAAUCAGAAUGAAACCAAUCAUCAAGAUGUAACUCCAGAUUUGUCAGAUGAAGAAAGAUAUCCAGACUUUGAAAUUACUCCUUAG